This is a messenger RNA of Diaporthe amygdali, 1125 nucleotides long. RefSeq names its product tri14-like protein. The record is from RefSeq and is a predicted model, not a curated record. The transcript has a single exon. Bases 1 to 1125 code for a protein of 374 amino acids. Lineage: Eukaryota; Fungi; Ascomycota; Sordariomycetes; Diaporthales; Diaporthaceae.
AUGCAUACCAGCAGCCUUGCACUCGCUUCUGGCCUCGUCGUAAGCGCCCUUGCAGCUCCUUCGCAGCCAAUUUCUCCCAGGGACACGGCCUGUGCUGCUUUCAACGGGACAUUCACUAUCGACAACUACAAGCUGUACCCAGAAAACCUCGACUGGGACCCUGUACACUGCAAACUCUAUAUCAGUGCCAACUUCAAUGCAUCAGUCCUUGUCUACGAUCCAUACACAUCGACCUACGACAUCCUAUCCUUUGAUGGGAUUACAGACGUUGACCCCUACCAUGUUUCUGGCAUUGACUACGAUGCCUCCACUGGCUCGAUCCUCAUCUCCGCCAACAGCGGCAACCCCUUCGUGACUUCUGGCUCCGACAUGACCGGCGCCAACAAGAUCAUCCGCUACGACACCAACACUAACUCUGUCGCCUAUACGGCUGACUUGGCUGACUUCACGGCUCAGCUCGCAUUGGGUAACACAACUGGCGGUGGCAUUCAGGACUUUGCCGAGGAUCCGUCCGGAAACGCUUACGUUCCUACCGUCUUUCACGUCCCAAGUAUCGCUAAGAUCACGAAAGAUGGCUCAAUCACAUCCUGGUAUACCGGGGAGCCGACCUCCACUUCUUCAUACAUCUAUCUCGGCAUCAUCUACCACGAGGCGACCAACAAGCUUAUUGUCACUGCGCCAUACCUCAGCACCUUCGUGUCUUUCGACGUAGGCUCUGACUCUCCGGCACCGACAAACAUCACCAUGAACGGGCGCCCUGCCGAUGGUUCCUACCCAGGGCUCGAGUGCGAUGGCCUGAUCAACCCCGCCCGCUACAACCGGGACGUCCUCCUGUGUAGCGAGAACGGGCUGCAGGCCAUAACACUGUGGGCCACAACCGACGACUUUGCGAGCGUCGAGUAUAUUGGCCAGGUCGUGGACAACUCGACGACUGAUAUCGCAACCUGGGGGAGUCCGACCGCGACGGUGGAAAUUGGAAACACCAUCUACAUCUCGAACGAGUACUUCCAUGACUUGAACGAGUUUGAUGUUGCCGGCAACAGGAGCAGCUUCUCAUUCGUAGAUGCUACAGCCCAAUUUGAUGCUGUUGUGACUGCCGCUGGUUUUACUAUUACCUCAUGUUAG